This is a messenger RNA of Mercenaria mercenaria, 4082 nucleotides long. RefSeq names its product tumor necrosis factor ligand superfamily member 15-like. NCBI's taxonomy places the organism in Eukaryota, Metazoa, Mollusca, Bivalvia, Venerida, Veneridae. The transcript has 3 exons. The coding region runs from base 71 to 874 and encodes 267 amino acids. Gene Ontology annotation, molecular function: tumor necrosis factor receptor binding. Gene Ontology annotation, cellular component: membrane. Gene Ontology annotation, biological process: immune response. The record is from RefSeq and is a predicted model, not a curated record.
CGAAAUGCAGAUAUUUAUAUACUUAGAGGCAACAUAUCAUUUUUUUAAUGAAAAUAUUAAAUAGUUGAUUAUGGGACCCAUUUUAAAAUUAAUAAUUAUCGGCGUUUUGUGUUUCGUUGUUGUUGUGUUAGCAAUUGUUUUAGCACUGGUUUGGACAAUGCCUGACUUACCUGAAAUUGUUAAUAAUGACAAAAUAUGUUUGCCAUCUGACAAAGGUAUUCUUGGUUGUGGAAAUACACCGGAUUUAAUACAUAAUUAUUUAGAGAGGAUUACGGCAGAAAAAUAUGACAAGAUUAAAAAAGAGGACGAAGAGCGGCAACAGAAAUAUCUAAACGAAAACCGACUCCGCCUGAUGGCCAUUUAUGACAAAUAUUUUUGGGAAAUGAAGCCAGCUGCUAAACUAACGGGAAAAGAACAGCCAAAGCAAAACAAAGAGAGUCAUGCAGAGAUGACGCCGAUACGAGUUUGGCGCCAUGGGAGAGAACUCUACAAUACAAGUGGAUUUGAACUUUACGGCGUGCGAUAUAGAAAUGGUCGUUUAGUUAUACCCGUAUCAGGCACUUACUUCAUAUAUUCUUAUGUUGACUUUUUCGAACCAUGCGUCCCCUCCACCGGUAAACCAAAUGUUAAGAAUGCAAGUAUACCAAUUAAACACGGUAUCUUUAAAUUUAAUAUCUUGGACGCCGAGGAGUCUGAAUUAGUUUCAAGCGUUCAGCCCCACACUAUUUCUAUCAAUCGAUACUUCAACGCAUACAGUAGUUACGUAUCGACACUUGCUGAAUUAAAAGCUGGAGACGAAAUAUCUGUGAAAGUAUCCAAUAUAACUUACCUUAAAUAUACAAAAUUUAACUAUUUUGGCUUGAAUCUAGUUUAGAUCUCCCCUAUAUGGAAGGCGUCCACAUUCAAGGGGAGGGGCAGUGAUAAAAACCUUUCAGAAAUAGGGUGUAAUGACCGUUCGAUCAAGUAAAAAAAAAAACAACAGCUUUUUAUUUCCUUAUUCUAUUUUCUCAAGCGGAAAUUAAUCAUUUAUCCUCUAUUCAACAAAUCAUUUGGAGAAAACACUAACAAAAAUCUUCGUUCAUUUUUCUAGUUACUAUAAACAAUCACUUCAAUCAUUUUUAAAUUCAAUGACUAUCACUGAUCAUUCGAAUGACCAACAUCAUCCAUAUUAUUGUUUCAAAUAAUGUACAUCGAUUGUUCUAUUCCAUUCAAAAGUAUUAUGUAUAGUAAGAUAAUAAUGUGGGUAAAAAUUAACUGUUAAACAUAAUAUACUGGAAAAACAAUUAACGAAUUUCUAUAGUAGACUUGAGGGAGAGGGCAGGGUAUCUCUAUGUGUGUAACGUUUUACACAAUACAACGACUUCUGAUGAAAAAAAUACUUAAUGCAAAACCUGAAUGAUUUAAUAAACAUUGGGUAAAUACAUUAGAUUUUCCUAAGAUAAAAAAUGGCAACGACUACCUGCGGUAAUGUUUUUGGUUUUUCAAUACGUUCGGAUGAAUAAAUGGUAUUCUUUGUACAAAAAUGACAUUCUACUUUCAUUUUUAUAGGUGCAGAUUAUUUGCAAACUUAACAGCACACAUAUAUUGUAGUUUAAGAAGAAGUCGGAUUUUUCUUUUACAUUAGUUGCAAAGUAAAUGAUGUUUUUAUUGUACAGAAAUAUUUACAGAUAUUACGUAUAUUGCUAGAAUCAAAAAGUGAGAAAUGCGUGCUUAUUCUAUACACUAAUAUUAUGUUUAGUGUGCGGAACACUUGUCAUCAUUGAAAAUAAGAAUAAGCAAAACUUCUGCAGCAUAAUUUCAGCAUAUCCGCAUAUAGUUUGACCGCAAAACUAUAAAUAACUUACUAUUUAUAGCCGAAACUAACUUUCUUUACACCAUUUGCAAGAUAUUCUUUUUAUUCAUAGGAUCAAAAUUUCUUCUUGUGAACAACAGAUGCAGUACUUUGAAGUGCAGCGUAACAGCGAGUGCAAAACUAUAUCUUUAAUCGACAAUCAGUACAAAAAUAAUUUCAAUACCCUUCUAAAUGUUGAAAGGCUAUGUUUAUUUAUGCAUAGCAAGUGCCUGCUACCUUCUUAAAGGUGCAAAAUAAAGACAAAUGAAUAGACAUAAAUCUUUAAAAAAGACUACACAUUUUGAAAUAUAGUACUAAACAUUACGAUAGCCGUGCAAUAUUCCUUUGAAAUCAACACAUGUACAGAGAAACAAAUGAUUGUUUCUGUAUUUUCUUAGACUGACAUGGGGGGUCAUUUUGUCCUACUUUCGUGUUUAUCGCUUUUCCGUAAUCGGUCGGAAAUUCCUCGGGAUCACGUGAUUUUAAAAUUGUUUCAAACAAAUAUCCAUUUAAGACGCGCAACAAAAUAACUGUAUUUCCAUGAUGGUAAUUAUGCACGACUUGCACGAAAAAUAUGAGAUGUACAAAAUUUAAAUUUAAAAUUGACAGUGACAUAUAUUAGGCCAAGACAAUGUGUUUAAUGUCUAAAAUCUUAUUAAAUUAAUGUAGCCAUGUGUACAUAAAUAAGUGUAUUUAGGUAAAUUUCAAUCAUACUUUGUUUCUGCAGUGUAAGACAGUUACUCAUUUAUAUUCUUAAAAUUAUACUGAAAAGAGAUUAACUGAAAAAGUUUACAGACGAAGUUGUAAAAACACUUUUAUUCGGGAAGGGCCUGAAUUGUCCUUAUGAAAACUUGUAGUAUAACUGUAUAUUACCUGUACUAUAAGAAUGAUUUUCAUGAAGUUUUUGUGAGUCACAAAAUUGUUGAAUUCCAUGUGCUAAGUUUGUAAAAAUCGCGUUAUCGUUUGGCAUAUGAUAUAUUUUGCAUCUAUUUAUAAAUUAUAGCCUCGUUUCGGAGGAUUCUUCCGAAAAAGUCCGAGGAUGCUCGACGGGUUCGUAAGCAGUCGGAAAGCAUACUUUCGGUUUGACAUAGGCAACAGUUUUUGUUUAUUUGUUAGUUAUUCUUGAACAUAUUCAUGACUAUUUGGUCAGAACCGAUGCAGUGGGCCAUAUUUUCAGUAAAUAGGAAGUCUCAGCUACAAACUCUGGUUUUCAUAUAAUACUCGUUCGGGUUUUAGUAAUGGACCUUUAAAUAUAUACCACUAGAGCCAGAUUAUAUAAGAUUGUUAUUGUGCAAUUACUUCUCUGUCCUUUUUUAUACGAUUAACGCUUGUCUUUUUCAUUCACUUGUUAAGUUUUGUUAUCUACAUGUAUAUAGAAACAUAUGUAUUGUUGAAUUCGAGACUUUAAUGCGUGCGCAGUGUUUAUUAUGAUUUUAUGCACGUCCAAUCACGCCAUUCAAUAUGAACUGUUCUGUUUUCUGCUGAUAAGCACUAACGUUGAUUAAAAUAUUUAAAAAUAAAAUGAAGGUAAGAACCACUUCACGUGAUGACAAGUGACGGAUAUGUAACCUAAUGUACUAGUUAUUAUCAUUAUUACUAUUAUUAUACCAGAUAUAUAUAGCGCCCUUUUCAUGAUAAACAUUACAUAUAGCAAACGCAGUCACACAGGGCGCGAAAUUCAUCCUCUACUAGUACAGACACAGAGCGAUCUGACCAGAGGGACAGAGUGAGAUAAAGCCACAAGACCAGACAGAAAACAGAGAGAGAUUAGGCCUGUCCGACUUAAUUAGCCUAGCUCUUUGCGAAAAGACAGUCUGGUUCUUUAACGUGCCCGGUGUAUAGCACCGAUACACGCGAAGCCUUAACUUAUUCCUGAGAAAAACCAGUACAGUUCUCUAGUUUGGUGGGAGACACUCAAGAGCAUCUCAGAAAUGUCCAAUGCCUGGACCGGGAUUCGAACCCCAGACCUCUGGAUUGACAGUCAAGCGUGUUAUCAUUAGACCAUCGGCCCACCUUUUUAAUACCCGAUUAUCCAUGUUUGUGCAAUAAAAAGCAUUUCGAAAAAGUGUAAGUGUGUCGUUCUUAAUCAGAUUUGUAAAAUAGCUGACAUAAAAAAAGAAAAAAAGAUAUGUAUGUUUAAGUGAUGUUUUCUCUUGAAAAGUUUGGUCGAUGUCUGUAAUAUUUGCAUAUAGCAGGUUAUGAGUGUUCUUUUUGAAAUAUUGUAUUUUCUUAAUAAACUGGUUUAAAGAUA